AUGAGCUGGAGAAUCAGGUCAAACAGUUGGAGGUUGUCCAGUUCGAGCUCGAAUAUGGUCUUGAUUGUAGGUAUUUUCACGGUGGAGAACACCUGGGACAAUGAAACGAUGUUGAAUUCGGUCGCAAGUUCUAUGGCAUGGUCCAGUUCUUGUUCUGGAACGAGCUUUGAGAGGAUGGUUUUGCUAAUUGGAAAAAGCUGUCUAUCGUUCAUGUUUUCAAGUAAUGAUUUGGUAUCUGGAUCGAUCUGGUAUGGCUGGACGUUGAUCUUGGACACGAUACUCCUCAGAGCGUUGAGUUUCUUGUACGUGUAUGGUGUCAACAACAAACACUGGACCAGAAGCCGGAACCCGUGCUGGAGGUCAGGUUUGGGGGAUGCAGCAAAGUCCAGACUGCUAUUCUGGAAAUUGUCGAGCAAAAAUGGCAAUGCCAUGGGAUACGCCUUGUUUGCGACCAAAUGCUGUGCACAGUGGUGUUUCAGGUUGAAAAUCACCAGACUCGUGGGAAAUUGA
Ogataea philodendri is the source of this 510-nucleotide messenger RNA. RefSeq lists its product as uncharacterized. Lineage: Eukaryota; Fungi; Ascomycota; Pichiomycetes; Pichiales; Pichiaceae. The record is from RefSeq and is a predicted model, not a curated record. The transcript has a single exon. The coding region runs from base 1 to 510 and encodes 169 amino acids.